This is a messenger RNA of Symbiodinium natans, 2724 nucleotides long. The record is from the annotation of a GenBank genome assembly. NCBI's taxonomy places the organism in Eukaryota, Dinophyceae, Suessiales, Symbiodiniaceae.
AUGGCGCCCCUCACCGAGGCGUUUCCUAUGGGUGCGGGGUCACCUGCGCUGCCUGCGCCGCCUGCUGUGAGGAUUGCCUCGACGCCUCUGCGAGCAACGCGUCAAGCGCCAGAGCAAGGUGUGCCAUUGCCACGUGCUGCUGCCGCGGUGCUUGUGGCGACGGGUGUCAUGGUCAAGAGGUCUGGGGUGGCCCGACUCCAGAGCGUGAGGUGUACUUGGACAAGGAGGAUGGCGGGCAAGCGGGCGACUGCAGUGGCAAUGAGGGCUGAGCAGUCCCAGAACAGCGUGGCAGAGGUGGAGGAGCUCGAGCCCUUCUUCGAAGAAGUCUCAGGUGAUGACCCCCUGGUGCUGGACCUGGAGGACAGGCUGCGCGAGAUGAACGGUGCCAGCAACCUGACGUUAGACAUGGUCCUGAACCCGGGCACGAUCGUGAACACCGAGCGCGAGGUGAUCCUUCUACGGGCCCAGCUCAAGGCGACACCAGACGAAGACACCGACAAGCGAAAGAAGCUAGAGGACAAAAUCGAAGAGAAGCAGAUGAAGAUUGUGAAUGAGAUGAAGCUGGUCAUGACAGACAAUCUCAAAUUGGAGUUCUUGGUGCAAGCUGUCCUGUCAAUUUUUGCAUUUGGCUUUAUGUGCUACGACGCCUUCCCAUGGAUACCCGACCUGACCUGGGCUGGCAUCAACAAACUUGGCUCCAAGCUGGCGCUCAAACUGUUCGGCGUUUGGGGCCUCUGGCUCUUUACAGUGCCAGCCCUUCGUGCGCGAAAGCCUGGCGGUCCGUACGGUAUGGGCUACGAGGAGAAACGAGCGCUGGAUCUGUCCUUUCUUGUGCUUCCAUUCGUUUGCAUAUUCGGGCCGAUUCUUUUUAAGGAUGCGUCAACCACCUUCUGGCUCUCCCUACUGACCCUGGCUGGGCUAUAUGGGUGGAGCUUCAACACGCCAUUGGUUGAGGGCAAGAUCCAGCGCGGAGCUGGGCAGGACCUGAACUUGCCGGAGCCGGUGAUGUGGGCAAUCAAGGCCCUGGACUUCGGCACAGGCUCCGAGAGAGGAGCGCGCUCGGAGGACAAGUCCUGGCAGGACCAACUGGCGGCCUAUGAGAAGGCCGCCGACGAGCUGGCAGCAAAGAAAGCUGAGAGGCUUCUGGUGAUGGCAGGUGGCCAGGACUCCAAGAUGGAUUCGUCAUGCUCAGAGCUGAUCUUGAUGUUUGCUCAAGCAGAACGCCCUUUCGGGGAGGUUUCCUCCGCACAAUUUCAUGACGAUCUGUACGACUGGCCACAAGGUUCCUACAGCUCGAAUCACCAAUAUUCUAAAGAGCAGAGCAGCCGAAGACAUUUCGCGGAGGACGAGGACUUCUCGCUUCCUUCGAUAGGCUCGCGAGACCAUGCGAGUGGCGUUUGCCGUCCCUGCGCAUGGUUGUGGAAGCCUGGUGGGUGUCGGAAUGCUUACCAGUGUACACAUUGCCACUUGUGCACCCCAGAAUCGGGCAGAAAGCGCCGGAAGGAGUUUGUCAAGGAGCCCCCUGCCAAGGCCCAGCCGCCGCAGAGAGGGAAGAGGAGGCAGGAAUGGACUUGGCAGCAGGCGGAGGAGCCACCGUCCCCGUGGAUAGAGAGUGCUCAGACAAUCCCCCCGCCACCUCCUACAACGCCAUCCCCGACAGAUGCGCUGACUGUGCCUGCUGCUCCGCCUGCCCCAAGUGCAGGUCAUAGUAGCCCAUCUGCGCAGGAAGAGUCAGAACAGAGGCAGCUGCAGCAACGCUGGUCCCGAGGGUCUCAGCAACACAACAGCGGGCUCUGCAGGCCUUGCCUCUUUCAGUGGACGGCGUCUGGGUGCAAAGACGGCCAGGAUUGUGAAUUUUGUCAUCUAUGCGUCCCGCAGAAGGACUUCAAGGUGAUGCCUGCACCAAUGCCUGCGCCCGUGCCAACACCCAUGCCUGCUCCUGCAGCUUCAAUGCCUGCGCAGCUUCCUGCCAUGCCAGAGUGGCAGCAGGCCAAUGCGCCUGCAGGCUUUCGGAAUGCCGACCAAGCUCAUCGGCCAGAAGCGCACUACAUCAAUUUGGCAGAACGCCUUGUGCCAGAAAGCCAGGCGCAGGCGCCGGGGGCGCAGCAAAUGACUCCGGGGCUGGUCUCUUCGCUGGUGCUGGGCACCGCCCCAUAUCCAAAUCCCCAGCCUCUACAACCGCAGCAGCAGCAAUAUAGGACUGCUUCAGCGUGGCAGCCGGUUCCUGCGAAGAUGAAGGAAUUCAGAUCGGUGCAGUCCCCGAUGCCCAUGGGCGUGGUGGAUGGACCGCCGUGCUUUGAUUGUGGCAAUGUGACGCAUUGCGUUUGUCUUCCAGGUGAUGUCGGCUUCUCCGAACGAGAGCCAGUGCAGCAUCUGCGAACGCUUGCGAGACGAAAGGAGCCCGACUUGCCUCAGAUCGUGCGGGAAGAGGAUGGCGAUGCCAGAGCACCUGGCGACGUAGGCCCUGCUCUCGAGCGGUCGCUCCAGCACCUCAUGCAGAGCGGGGAGAACACGGGCCAAAGCGCGAGCAGCGCAGGGCCGGAGCGGAUAUCUCCUGGCGAAGUGGCACACAACAACGGCAAAUGCCAGCCCUGUGUGGAGCUCAUGCAAUCGGCCUCCUGCAGUGCUGGAGCAAACUGUCCGUACUGCCACGUCUGCUUGGAGCCGCGAAGACGAAAGAAAAUCGGAAACAUGGCCCUCAAGAAGAAGAGCAGUGAUGGCUGA